Messenger RNA from Arachis ipaensis, 1238 nucleotides. The record is from RefSeq and is a predicted model, not a curated record. NCBI's taxonomy places the organism in Eukaryota, Viridiplantae, Streptophyta, Magnoliopsida, Fabales, Fabaceae.
GGUGGCAAAUAAACUUGACCAUAUGGUUUCAACCCUUGGAAGAAAUCCGCUGGAAGUCUUGGUGGAAGUAGAUACAAGUGGAGAAGAAUCCAAAUCUGGUAUUGAUCCUUCCAAUCGUGUUGAUCUUGCUAAACAUGUAAAAUUGAGCUGUCCGAACCUCGUGUUCUCCGGCUUGAUGACAAUAGGGAGGCCUGACUACACCUCAACUCCAGAGAACUUUAAGACCCUAUCCAAUUGCAGAACUGAAGUUUGCAAGCCACUUGAGAUGCCUGAGGAGCAAUGUGAACUGUCAAUGGGCAUGUCCUUUUAUUUGACUCGACCUGACUCUGUCGAUGUCUCCCAAGGUUUUUUUCCAUCGCUAAAGCUAUGCUUGUUUACAAGCAUAGAACGCAAAAACACAAAAUUGUAUUUAGUAUAUGAGAUAUAGACAGAGACAUUACGUCUUUAGACACUGAAUUAGAGUAAUUUAGGAUUUUUUUUUUUUCAUUCCUAAGCGGCUAAGACCCAAACUGUGAGGCCUCCAUUUAAUGGAAUAAGGCACUUACCACUUUAACCAGUUCCAUAUUAUAUUGGUUAUUAGUGCUCUAAAUUUAUUCAGCAACAAACUACAAACUACUUUUUCUUUUCAUUGCAUGAUUGCAUCUGAUUUCCUCACAAUUAUGAGUGCUUUCUAUAUUUCAAGGGAAGGAAUUGACCGCUAUAAUUAAUUAAUUAGAAAUGGGGUUCUUUAAUUCUUUUGUUGAGUAAUAACAGUAGUUAGAGAUUGUUAUGGUGAGAUAGGCAUAUUUCUUACGAUUAAAUAUGAUUGGUGUUGAUCGAAAAGUUAUUUUCGAUCAGAAAUAGUCAAAUAAAAAAAUAUCAAAUGAAUUUUCGAGAAAAUGUGUUUAGGAGGCUUAAGUUUGGGAAUUGCUGACGCGGAAAUUGUUUCCAAUUACUUUGUCGAAAUCGAAGAAGCUAAGUCGAGAGGGAGAUUCGAUUUGAAGGACUUUCGGAGAUUUGGUCGAGUGGUAAAAGAAGUGAGAAGGCUAGUGGAUAAUUAAUCACAUGGGAAUAUCUAUAAUCGUGUAACGGGAACAGUUACCAAGGGCGGUUGUGUUUUAAAAUUGUAAUUUAUUUUAAUUAUAAUUAAUUGUAAUUAAUGUGAUUCAAUUUACUGUUAUGUAAGGUUAGCUUAUAAAUACUAGAAAAUUUUAGUGAAAAGGGGUUGGAACUUUUAUUCAGAAAAACACUCAAGCACA